GCGGGAGUCCCUGACAGUGUCUGCAAACUCUGCCAACUGCUGCCGCUGGCGGUGGAUUUUUUUUCUCUAACUUUGCAAAGGCUGCUGAUGGGAGGGGCCUUUGGCCACCUCUCUGUUUUCCAAGCUAAGUUUCAAAACCCCCUCCCGGAGCAAGUACUUUCCUGCCCUAACCACAGCUUCUCUGCGCAGAGGACCAGAGAGAGUGAGCGCUGUCCGCUAUGAAAUGUGCCCCUGGAAGAUCCCCAUCAUGAGAUUCCCAGCAGCGGUCCUGUGCCUGGUGUUGUGCACUGUUUGUGUAGCACAAGAUUGUGAAGGACCUCCUCCAAAAAAAGAGAGGGAAAUUCUCACGGGUCUCUGGUCUGAACAAAGCUACCCAGAGGGCACCAAGGUCGUAUACAAGUGCCGCCCUGGGUACAGGACAUACGGCGUGAUUACAGUGCAGUGCACGGCGGGGCAGUGGACGGACCUCAACCCAUCAAAAACAUGCCAGAAAAAGCCCUGUGGCCACCCUGGAGACACGCCCUUUGGGUCAUUUGAUCUUGUAGAAGGAAACAAAUUUGAAUACGGUGCCAAGGUCGUUUAUACAUGCGACGAGGGGUACCGAAUGAUAGGAGAGGUUAAUUUCCGAGAAUGUGAAGCGGAUGGAUGGAGUAAUAACGUUCCUCUCUGUGAAGUCAUUAGGUGUUUACCCGUGGCCGAUCCGGAGAACGGCAGGGCCAUCACUGGCGCGAUGGAACUGAACCAGGAACACUUUUUUGGACAGGUGGUGAAGUUUGAGUGUAAUUCAGGCUUCAUGCUUGCCGGCCCUCAAGAAAUCCAUUGCUCGGAAAAUGGUGUUUGGAGUGGAGAAAGACCAAGUUGUGUGGAAAUUUCCUGCCAAAGACCAGAUAUUCUACACGGAGUGCCUCUAUCCUUGAAGAACUCUUACAAGGAGAACGAGAGACUUCAAUACAAAUGCUCUGAGGGCUACAGUUACAGCGACAGAGCAGAGGCAGUUUGUACUCAGUCUGGGUGGACCCCGCCCCCCUCAUGCAAAGAAGUAACGUGUGACCCUCCAAGAAUUGCGAACAGCCACUACAUCGCUGACAGGCCCAAAUACAGACUCGGGCAUGUGGUCACGUACCAGUGUAAGAGCGGCUUUUAUCACUCAACCCGAGGCAGCACGUCACGCUGCACUGUUAUUGGCUGGGAACCUCCUCCGAGAUGUAGCUUUAAGCCAUGUGAGUUUCCAGAAAUAAAACAUGGGAAACUGUACAGGGAAGACCAAAACAGACCAUACUUCCCAGCUUCUGUAGGACAGUGGUACUACUACAGCUGCGAUGACAACUAUGUGACUGCUACACGACACUUCUGGGAUAGGAUUACUUGCACACGAGACGGAUGGUCGCCGAAAGUGCCGUGCCGCAGAAUAUGUGUUUUCAAUUAUUUGGAGCACGGAUAUUCUCCAUGGUCUCCACAAGAAUACUUUCAGAAUGACUCGGUUACAGUUACCUGCCAUCCUGGAUACAGUCUCCGAAAUCAGCAGACCUCCCUGACAUGUAGGGAGAAUGGCUGGUCCCCUCCUCCCAAAUGCGUCCGUGUUGUAACAUGUUUAAAGUCGGAUAUAGAAAUUGAGAAUGGAUUUAUUUCGGAACCUGAAUCUGCAUAUCCCUUAUAUAACGAAGCAAAAUACAAGUGCAAACCAGGUUAUGUAACAGAAGAAGGUCAAACAUCAGGAUCCGUCACAUGUCUGCAGCGUGGAUGGUCCGCUCGUCCCAGAUGCAUCAAAUCUUGUGAUAUGCCAGUGUUUGAGAACGCCGAAGCCAAAACCAAUGGCACAUGGUUUAAGGUCAAUGACAGGUUGGAAUAUGAAUGCCAGGACGGAUAUAAAAACAGAGACGGAGACAUCACAGGCUCCAUAAUAUGUAAGGACAAUGGUUGGUCUGAUACACCCACCUGUCACAAAAAAGAAUGUAUUGUUCCUGAUAUAGAGCAAAACAUAAUUGCUGCGCCCCAGAAAGAACAAUAUAUUAUCGGGGACGUGCUGAAAUUCUCCUGCAGACAUAGACUUAAACUUGUUGGACCAGAUUCAGUUCAGUGUUACAGCUUUGGAUGGUCCCCGGAUCCUCCGACAUGUAAAGAGGAGGUGAGCCCCUGCGGCCCACACCCUGAGCUCCCCCACGGCCACGCCGCAGACACGCCGAGGGAGGAGUACAAGCACGGCGAGGUUGUGGAGUACGCCUGCGGCCCCCGGUUUCUGCUGAAGGGCUCUAAGAAAAUCCAGUGUGUAGAUGGACGGUGGACACCCUUGCCCCAGUGUGUAGAGGAGAACAGUUCAUGUGAAGAUAUACCUGCAGUCGAUCACGGCUCCAUCGAUUCCCAUGCCCCUCCCUACCACCACGGGGAGUCAGUGGACGUCAGCUGCAGAAAAGGCUUUACAAUGACUGGUCACAGGACAGUUACAUGUAUUCGCGGAAAGUGGACCCAACUACCUCAGUGUAUUGCAACAGGUCACGUUAAGACAUGUAUAUCACCCAAGUCAGAUGAUUAUGAGAUAACCCAGUCUGAUAUGGGUAGCUCUGAGGAUAGUAUGAAAGUAAAUUACAUGUGUAGGAGAACGUCAGAGCGGAAACACUCAGUCUGCGUAAAUGGAAAGUGGGACCCCCCAGUAAACUGCACAGAAAUACCAAGAUGUCCGCCUCCACCUCAGAUUCCCAAAUCUGAAAAUAUGACAACUACAGUGAAUUAUCAGGAAGGAGAAACAAUCUCUAUUCUCUGUCAAAACAAUUCUCUGAUUCAGGAAGCAGAAGAUAUCGUGUGCCAGGGUGGAAUCUGGAAGUCAGUCCCACGCUGCAUUGAGAAAACGCCAUGUCCUCAGCCACCUUAUAUAGAACAUGGAACUGUUAAUUCCUCCAGAUCAGAAGAAGAAGGAGGGGAAAGACUGGAGCCCAAGCUCUAUGUGCAUGGCACUGAAUUAGGUUAUGUUUGUAAAGAGGGCUUCAAGUUGACUGGGAGACAUACGAUAAUGUGCCACCUGGGGAAAUGGAGUCGUCCCCCUCAGUGUGUAGGACUUCCUUGUGACUCGCCACCCUCUAUUUCCAAUGAUGCGAAUCGUAACAGGAAAAACAGCUACAAGCAUGGAGAAGAGUUUACAUACAGAUGUGCCCAGGGGUUUACGGUUCACGGACCUGCGUCCGUAACAUGUUCCGGAGGGAAAUGGGGCCCCCCGCCAGAAUGCAUAAAAAGGACUUGCUCUUCCCCGCCCAGCUUUGAUAAUGCCAUACCCAGAGGUCUAAGCCAGAACAAGAGAUCUUAUCAAUCAGGAGAGGAAGUAGCUUAUGAGUGUCAACAAUAUUACCAAAUGCAUGGAUCCAAUGUGGUACGGUGCAUAAAUGGCAGAUGGAUAGGGAAUCCAACAUGCCGAGACACUUCCUGUGGGAGUCCUCCCAAAGUGGAAAAUGCCAAUAUACGAAGCACUAAACCUAGGUAUCUAUCUGGGGAUGCAGUGCUUUAUGAAUGCAUCAAACCUUUUGACCCCUUUGGGGAGGUAGAGGUGAUGUGUUUAAAUGGACAUUGGACAGAUCCACCUCAAUGCAAAGAGUCCAGAGGAAAGUGUGGGCCCCCUCCCACUAUCGACAAUGGAGACAUCACCACAUUCUCCUCAGCGGUCUACGCUCCAGGAGCGUCCGUGCAGUACCAAUGCCAUGCUUACUAUGAACUGCAGGGAAACAGGGAAGUAACCUGCCGUGACGGACAGUGGUCAGAACCACCCAGAUGCUUAGGUAAGUGCCCAUGUGAGUUUCCAGAAAUAAAACAUGGGAAACUGUACAGGGAAGACCAAAACAGACCAUACUUCCCAGCUUCUGUAGGACAGUGGUACUACUACAGCUGCGAUGACAACUAUGUGACUGCUACACGACACUUCUGGGAUAGGAUUACUUGCACACGAGACGGAUGGUCGCCGAAAGUGCCGUGCCGCAGAAUAUGUGUUUUCAAUUAUUUGGAGCACGGAUAUCCUCCACAGUCUCCACAAGAAUACUUUCAGAAUGACUCGGUUGCAGUUACCUGCCAUCCUGGUUACAAUCUCCAAAAUCAGCAGACCGCCCUGACAUGUACGGAGAAUGGCUGGUCCCCUCCUCCCAAAUGCGUCCCUGUUGUAACAUGUUUGAAGUCGGAUAUACAAAUUGAGAAUGGAUUUAUUUCGGAACCUGAAUCUGCAUAUCCCUUAAAUAACGAAGCAAAAUACAAGUGCAAACCAGGUUAUGUAACAGAAGAAGGUCAAACAUCAGGAUCCGUCACAUGUCUGCAGCGUGGAUGGUCCGCUCGUCCCAGAUGCAUCAGACUCUGUGGCAUGCCCGUAUUUGAGAACGCCACGGCCGUCAUCACAGGACAAGUGUUCAGGCCCAAUGACACGCUGGCCUACCAAUGCCUGGAUGGGUAUGAAAACAGAGACGGACGCACCACGGGGUCCAUGGUGUGCGGUGAGGACGGCUGGUCCCACCUGCCGACCUGCUUCAAAUCUGCAGAAAAGUGUGGGCCUCCUCCAGCUGUUAGCAACGGGGACCUCACCUCCUUCCCACUGACUGCGUAUCCUCCGGGGUCAAGAGUGGAAUACCAAUGCCAGGCCUACUAUCAACUCCGGGGUCCUAAACAUGUAACCUGCAGUUAUGCCAAGUGGUCGGAACCCCCGAGAUGUAUAGAUCCAUGUGUCAUUUCUCAAGAAAUCAUGAAUGAAAAUAACAUAGAGUUGAAAGGGAAAGACGACAAGACAUACUACGCAAGAACAGGGGAUGUCAUUGAAUUUACGUGUAAAUCGGGACACAGCGCGGUGACAUCAGAGCAGUCAUUUCAAGCCGUGUGUCGGGAAGGGACAGUGCAGCUCCCCAGAUGUGGGUGACGCGGCGACCCCGUCCGCCCGCGCCGCCUCGCCGCGUGCUCAGACGCUCCUGGCCCUUCCUGUCUUUCCUCCUUCAUGUCGAGGAAAUCAGUACAAUGUGGCCCCUCAGUUUUCAGCUUUACCUUCUCCCACGGGUGUCACAAUGAACGGUACCAUCGUGCGCUCGGUCCCUAGACAGUCAUUACUCACCGUUUCUGGGACUGUGCUACUUGCCUAGGCUUUAAUAAAGCGCAGUGUGG
Messenger RNA from Pteronotus mesoamericanus, 5115 nucleotides. Its product is annotated as complement factor H-like. The transcript has 27 exons. Lineage: Eukaryota; Metazoa; Chordata; Mammalia; Chiroptera; Mormoopidae. Gene Ontology annotation, molecular function: complement component C3b binding. The coding region runs from base 224 to 4876 and encodes 1550 amino acids. The record is from RefSeq and is a predicted model, not a curated record. Gene Ontology annotation, biological process: complement activation.